This is a messenger RNA of Parathielavia appendiculata, 3143 nucleotides long. RefSeq names its product TFP11-domain-containing protein. Gene Ontology annotation, biological process: spliceosomal complex disassembly. Bases 94 to 2964 code for a protein of 956 amino acids. Gene Ontology annotation, cellular component: U2-type post-mRNA release spliceosomal complex. Gene Ontology annotation, molecular function: nucleic acid binding. The transcript has a single exon. The record is from RefSeq and is a predicted model, not a curated record. Lineage: Eukaryota; Fungi; Ascomycota; Sordariomycetes; Sordariales; Chaetomiaceae.
GCGCCUUCCAGGGUGCUGGUGGCAAAGAGGGAGCUUCAAGUCCUGUUUCCCCGACAUCCAUCUCCUCCGCCAUUUGCGCACUCGAACCACAUAAUGGCGCGUCUCGACGAGAUGCGGUUUGAUCCGUCUCGCCUGAACAAGGCGAGCGCGGCAGACUACUCGUCCUCCGAGUCUGACGGCGACGAGGAAGACGAGUACCUCAUGCCCUCGCGCAAUCCGCACGACAGUGAAUUCGCCGACUACAACCCCCGCAAACGCCGCCGGACCGGUCGAGAUCCAAAGGAAAGUGCGGCGCUGGGAAUAUUUGGCUCUGAGAGCGAAGAUGACGGCACAAGCCACAAAUGGAAGCACAAGAGCCUGCGCAACAAGGGAGUCAGUUUCGUCUCUUCGGCCAAGGUUGAAGCGGACUCCGAUGAAGAGGACGACGAGGAUAAGGAGGACAAGGGAGCAGUUCAAGAGGAAUAUAAGGAAUACGACGAUGCCAAUCCAGGCGCCGUACCGCCUGCCGCCGAGGAUGACGAAGACGAAGAUGAAGAGAUGAGCGGCGUAGGUCUGGGCUUCAAGGGCGCGUCUGCAGCAGCAGGCCGAGGUUUGGGCUGGACACCGCCUACGCACCAAUCGAUGCCUUUGAAGCGAAAACAAAACGCACCACAGGCGUUCGUCAAGUCAAAGAUUGACAGCGCAAAUCCUCUCGGGAGCGGCUUUACGCCGACAUCCGCGCGAGGGCCAACGCUUUUGGUCAAGGAUGAUGAACCGGCUACGCCCCGCUCCGCGAUGCCGAGCGCUUUCAAGCAAACGAAGAGCGGCCAGACCAAGAUCAACACAAAGUCAUUCGGGGCCCGCAUGAUGGCCAAGAUGGGCUACGUCGAGGGAAAGGGUCUCGGAAAGGAAGGCCAAGGGCGCAACGUCAUUAUCGAGGCAAACCUACGCCCGCAGAAGGUGGGACUGGGUGCUGUCAAGGAGAAAACCGAGCAGGAGAGGCUGGAGGAGAAGCGGCAAGCCCGCCUUCGUGGAGAGGAAGUCAUUGACUCGGAAGAGGAGGAGAGGAAAAAGAAGGCAGCGCGCAGGAAGAAGGCUCUCCCUGGCGGUAUCGGCAGCGGGACCGGCAGCGGCGGCAGCACGCCGCGACGCCAGAAGCCAAAGUACCUCACCAUGGACGAAAUCAAGAAGGCUGCCCCUGGUCUCAACAUCCCCGAUGCCUUCAUGCCCAUCCUCGACAUGACCGGCCCCGGGAAGAAGCUGCUCACCUCAUCGUCUGGCUUGAUGACCCCGACCGGAGGUGUCGCUCCUUCCGAGUCUGCAGAAGCUGCCGAAACUCGAAAGCUCGUCAAGCGUGCGCAGAACGACUUCAUGGCGAUUCUGGAGGAGUGGCAGAGUCUCCAGGAGCGCAAAGCGUACCUGGACCUGCAGCUCAAGCAAGAACAGCAGGAGCUGGAGGAGCUCUCGGUGAGCCUGCAGGGAAACAGAUCCGUCACGGCGGCAUGUGAAGCAGCGUUCAAACCGACCGAGAGCGGUAAGGCGGACAGGAAAGCAGACUUGAGUUACAGGCUAGGCCGGACCAUCUCUGGCCUCGAAGAUGCCAGCAGCUCCCUGUCGGACUCCAUGCUCCCCCAAAUCAAGGAGGAGCUCACUUCUUUGGCCGUUGCCGCGAUCCACCCCCUAUUCAACCAAUACCGUCAGCUUUGGGAACCCCUGGAAGAACCCCAGCCGGCGUUUGUCGACGGACUCAACUCCAUCCGAAACCUGUUGGGCCUCGACCACCAAACCAAAAGGACGUACCGCAAACCAACCGCUACCCCGUACGAAACAAUGAUGUACGAACAAUGGCUACGAACUGUCACGGCCGCCGUCCGCGAAUGGAACGUCCGCGACCCAGACCAACUCAUCGCCGUGCUCGAUGCCUGGGAUCCCCUCCUCCCGACCUUUGUCCGCACCCAGCUCCUCAACGACAUCAUCCGCAAGCUUGAAGAAGCGCUCCAGAAAUGGCAGCCCAAAAAGCACACCCACAACCUACCGCACCGCUGGAUCUUCCCCUGGCUGCCCCACCUCCCCGCAGCCCAUCUCGACCCCCGCAGCUCCACCGGCCUCGUUGCCGACGUCCGCCGCAAGUUUCGCCAGCUGAUCGACGCCUGGGAUUUCAAGCGCGGCGUCAUCCCGGGCCUGAAACCGUGGAAAGACGUCCUCCGCCCGGCGGCCACCGCCACCCACGCGGCCCGCGACAUGUGGUCGCCCCUGGUCAUGAACCACGUCCUCCCCGGCAUGGCGCGCUUCCUACGCGCUCACUUCCGCGUCGAUCCUCAGGACCAGGAGCCGUACCUGGGCGUGCUCGACAAGACGUUUGAGUGGCUCGAUGUGGUUCGCCCGAGCAUGCUCGGCGAGGUCAUCGUAGCGGAGGUGUUUCCCCUGUGGCACGAAAGGUUGUACCAGUGGCUGAUAAUGGAGGAGGCGGACUACGAGGAGAUCGGGCAGUGGUUUCAGUGGUGGGAGGCUGAGGUGUUCCCCGAGGUGAUCAGGGAGUUGCCGUCUGUCGCGGCCGAGUUUGAGAAGGGCACGGCCAUGAUUGAGAGGGCGUUGGAUCUGGGUGAUCGGGUCAGGUGUGAGUUGGAGCCGCCUGAGAAGGGACCGGCGUUGAAGACGGCCACGAGGGAGGAGAGGAAGACGAAGAAGAGGGAGGAGGCGCCCGUGCCGGUGGUGCAGGAGCAGAAAAUGCCCGAGGAGGUCUCGUUCAGGCAGGUCGUUGAGGAGUUGUGUCAGCAGCAUGAUCUGCAGUUCAUGCCGGAGAGGAACAAGGUGCAUGCGGAGGGUCCGUUGUAUAGGAUCUCGGGGCUGGGUUCCAAGAAGGGCGUUCUAGUCUACUUCAAGGGCAACAGUUUGUUUGCUCAGGUGAAGGGUCGAGACCCGGUUGAGAUCAAGAGGGACGAUGAGGAUGUAUUGGGAACGUUGAUAGAGUUGGUACUUUCCUAGUUGGGCUUGGUUGGGGCCCUGGGGAACGUACUGAGUCCUCAAUGAGAACGAUCGACGCAGAGGUUAUGAUACACUUCUGCCGCAGCAGUGUGCACUUCAGCAUCGACAUGUCGGCAAACACAAAAGUAUGGGAACGAACAUCGCCGCUGAGGCCCCAAGUAAUGAGUACAAUCCAGCGU